GAUUUAUUUCCUUGGUGAUUUGGUUCCAUAGUGAUGCAGUGGGGGAACCCAAAGUAAACUGUGUGCAGAAAGGAGGCUGAACUUGGGAUAAGCUGGAGCACAAAUGUGGCAAAUCUCAGGUUCAAAAUGAACAGGAGAGCCCCAGGACUUCAUGGUGGAAUAUUCUAUAAUGAAAUAAUGAUUUUUCCAACUGCCCAGCAGAGGUUAAAGGGAAGCCUGGGCUGCUUUCUGCUGAGCUCACCCUGCUCAAACGAUCUCUUUAUUGCAGCAGUUUGCAACUCACUGGGUUGCAACACCUCCCCUUGUUCCUCGGUGCCCUUUGCUUUCUGUUAGGAGGAUUUCUGGAAGGGACUUUCCAUUGCUCACUGGCACUGAGCUGGGAAUCUUUUGGGCCAGAAGAGUCUCUGGAAAACGGAUCCUUCAGUUCAAUCCCCAGAGGGACCUCAGACAGCAGCUCAUGCAUCUUGCAUUGUCUUUUUGGAAGGUUUGGUCUUGGCUGCUUCCAGCUGUGUGACAUUGAGAGCAGCCAUGGCCAUCCUGUUUGCAGUCGUGGCGAGGGGCACCACCAUCCUGGCCAAGCACGCCUGGUGUGGGGGCAACUUCCUGGAGGUGACCGAGCAGAUCCUGGCCAAAAUCCCAUCCGAGAACAACAAACUGACCUAUUCCCAUGGCAAUUACCUGUUCCAUUACAUAUGCCAGGACAGGAUCAUUUACCUGUGCAUCACAGAUGAUGACUUUGAGCGCUCCAGAGCCUUCACGUUCCUGAACGAGAUCAAGAAGCGGUUCCAGACCACGUACGGCUCGCGGGCGCAGACCGCCCUGCCCUACGCCAUGAACAGCGAGUUCUCCUCCGUGCUGGCUGCACAGCUGAAAUACCACUCGGAGAGCAAGGGCCCAGACCAGGUGGCAGAGACACAAGCCCAGAUCGACGAACUCAAAGGGAUCAUGGUCCGGAACAUAGACCUUGUGGCACAAAGAGGAGAGAAGCUGGAGCUGCUGAUUGAUAAAACAGAGAAUCUCGUGGAUUCGUCAGUCACUUUCAAAACCACCAGCAGGAACCUUGCCCGAGCCAUGUGUAUGAAGAACCUCAAGCUCACCAUCGUCAUCAUCAUCGUGUCCAUUGUGAUCCUGUACAUCAUCCUGUCGGCCGUGUGUGGCGGGCUGGCCUGGCCCAGCUGUGUGCAGAAGUAACUGGAGCUGGAGCUGCUCGCCAGGAGAUGAGGCAGAGUGUGAAGAAGGAACCUCCAGAGUGACUCCCACCUGUCACCACUGCCACCUUCCACCUCCCAAUCCCUCCAGGACUUCAGACUUUUUGCCUUACCGCCCAGACAGACCCAGCUGGUCGCUGCUCCCACAGCUGUCACCUCAAGAGUGGGCUGGGUUAAUUACUUGAAAGGGUUUUUGUGUUCCUUUUGCUGUCCCAAUGCCACCCCUGCGGAGGGUUCUGUGUAUGCUGGCCCUGUGUCCGUGUGGCUUCCUCUGGGUGGGGACAGGAGUGGUUGCAGCUCUCCCACCUGGGAUGGAACUGUCCCACAGAGGAGCCAAGCUAACGGGGACAGGUGGGUUUGGGUCCCACAAAGCCUCUCCUGCACAUCUGGCCACAUGUGGUGGCUCCCUGUGCUGCACCAUGGGGAGGUCACGGCGUCACCCUGGUAGGAACAAAUGGGGUCUGGGCUUUGUGCACUCACGGGUGGAGGUGCUGCUGCUGGGGACAUCUCCCUGUUCCUGCAGUGAUCCUGCAGGCAGGAGGAGGGUGUUGGGCUCACCUCAGCGUGUGCAAUGGCUGCCUCUUCAUCCUCACUUCUUCCUCAUCUCCCCCUGGGCUGGUGGCUGAACGGACACAGCAAUGGGCCCAGUUGCACACGGUUCAGGAUCUCCUUCCUCACAGAUGAUUUCUCCUGCUCUUCUUUGGAGGGUGGACUGCAAUGAGUAUAAUUCUGGCACUGGCUACGGUGAAUUUGGGGCCAGUCUGGUUUGCUGAGGUGUCAGGGAGCUGCUGCUUGUGCUUCUCCUGGAAGGUGUGCACUGAAACUGGAGGACAGAGAAGGGUUGGAGUUGGUGGCUGGUGACUUUCUCCAAGGUCUGAGAGAGAAAGGCUCUGCCAGAGGAUGAACGUUCUCCUCUGGGAGGAUUUCAAACCAAACCCAAGGCUGGUAACCAAAUGCAGGCUCAGGGGUGCUGUUUCUGUGCCAGCUGCACAUCUCCAUCCCAAGCCAGGCCUGGCUAGGAGCUGGAGUUGCUGGGGCCUGGGAAAAAGCUGGGGACACUUCUGUCCUGGAGCUCAGGGGGCUCCUUUCCCACAGAACAAAUGGAAACACGUUUCAAGGGGGAAGGAAUCUGCUUUUGGCCCAGGGAACUCGAGGGAUGGAAGGGGAGGCUUCUUUUGGUGUCUGAGCUGGAGCACGAAGUUGGAGCCCUGAGGUCCUGGUGACACUGGCAGGGUGGGGAGGUGGCUCUGCUGCUCCUUCCCUUGUGGCACUGACCAGGGAACUUCCCAGCAGGGCCAGCUAAAGAGUCACAGUCUCCUAUGAACAGUAGCUCCUUUGGAUUUGUCUUCUGCUAGGCUGAAAUUUCACCAAGGGUGAUUGGAUCUUGAUCUCCACAAAGUGCCAGUGGCCACUGGCACCUGCUUCUCCUUCUGUUCUGAAUGUAAAGUUGGAGCCCCCUCCCUGCAGCUCCUGCAGCCCCAGGUCCAGCUGUGCAUGUUUUAGGGAUCGUGCUGUUACAAUGUUCAUUUGGAUGAUUUCUUGUCUUAUGUACAAACAAUUUUUAAAGAAAAUCCUUCCUUUCCUUCUCAAGGAUGCACUGAGGCAUUAGUGUAAAAAACCAUUACCUUGAUUUCAAUAAAAUUCCUGUACAGAAA
This is a messenger RNA of Taeniopygia guttata (zebra finch), 2863 nucleotides long. Lineage: Eukaryota; Metazoa; Chordata; Aves; Passeriformes; Estrildidae. The record is from RefSeq and is a predicted model, not a curated record.